Molecule: messenger RNA, 3398 nt
Organism: Lindgomyces ingoldianus
Lineage: Eukaryota; Fungi; Ascomycota; Dothideomycetes; Pleosporales; Lindgomycetaceae
Exons: 5
Coding region: 248-3382 (1044 amino acids)
Biological process (GO): DNA-templated transcription; regulation of DNA-templated transcription
Molecular function (GO): DNA binding; DNA-binding transcription factor activity, RNA polymerase II-specific; zinc ion binding
Source: RefSeq, a predicted model, not a curated record
CAAACAUUAAGGCGCUCAUCCGCGACCUUGUGAUGCUCUUCUGCUCUCGCGCGACGCUCUUGCCGGCUCUCUGCCUUCUGCAAAUCUCCGGGUGCCCCGCCAGCCCGACCUAGCUCUUGGUCCAGCACCACACACACCACACCCGCACCCGCUCCUGCACUCGUCGCGCCCGACCCCAUCGGCCUCGGCCUCGCUGCCCGAUGCUGGAGUUCUGAGACUGCCUCCCAGCACCCAGACACCCUCUUUCAUGAAUCACAGCGCGUCCUCGACGGCCUCUGCAAAUGCUGCCCCGCCCCAGCCGAAGCCGAUCCGCUUCGUGACGAACCACGACGGACCGUAUGCGAAGCGCAGGAGGAUCAACUCGGCUUGCUUGACAUGUCGAAAGAAGAAGACGCGCUGCUCGGGAGAGCGGCCCGUAUGCGGCACCUGCACGCAGAACAAGCACGAGUGCGCCGGCUACGGCAACGAGACCGACACUCACACGUCCAACAGCCCGACCGAGGCCGGCAGAGAAAAGAAGGCAACCAGCCAGCAGCGCCGCGAGAGCAAUGCCGGGACCGCCUCCAGCCCGCCUGCGCGAAAGCUGAAGCAGGAAGCAGCUCCCCCGCCAUCACAACGACCGCCCCUGCCGCACACAGCGUCGACGGAGUCGCAGGACCGCGCGAGACAUGGCGGGGCAGCUGCGUCUGGAGAGCAUCACAGCCUCAGUCUCAGCACCCGCAAUCGUAUGCCCUACUUCAGGUACUUCGGCCCGACCGCCAUCAUGCCCGGCUUCAAGCAGAUGGUCGUCAAGGUUCGCGGCAAGCAACACGGCACCGGCCACACGUCGUCCGAUCCCCUUGAGUCCUCGCCUGGCCAACCCCCUUCGGUCGGCCAGCUGUCUCCGCCACUCCAUGAGGCUCGCACCCCCGCUGAAAUCCCCGUCUAUGACACCUCCGCCAUGUCCCCGAGCCCCUUAAUCACCCACCUCUGUAAGCUCUUCUUCGUCCAUCUCGGUUGCAACUUCCCCUUUCUGCAAAAAGAGCGCUUCAUGCGCGAUCUGGAGGAAAAGCAAGUCGACGCUAUAUUGGUCGACGCUGUGUGCGCGUUAGCGGCGCGCUUUUCCACUCAUCCGAUGUUAACCGGCACCCCUGAACCCCAGAAAGAUGGGGGGAAUGAGGCGAGUAUACAGCCGUCCGAGUUCGGCCAAGCAUUUGCCCAACGCGCCAAAUCGGCCAUUCCCGACACUUUCCCUUGCCCGAGCGUUGCCGUCGUCCAGGCGGCACUGCUCCUGGCGUACGAUGAGUUCGGGGCGAGCCGCGACAGUGGAUUGUGGAUGUACCUUGGGAUAUCGAUUCGGAUGGCCCAGGAUCUCGGCAUGCAAACGCUGGAGGGGCUCAAGUACGAAGGCCGCGAGGGCCCGACACCCAAGUCAGUGAAGACAGACCCGAAUGGGGGGUCCGAGGCUGCGGCGAAGAUUCCUGAGCCACAGCGUCGAAAAAGCCUCGAUCCUUCGGUCGAGGAGCAACGGGCAGUGGAGCGUGAGAGACUGGAUACCUUUUGGUCCAUCUUCUUCCUCGACCGCGUCAUUUCGUCGGGCACUGGACGCCCUGUCACCCUGCGCGACAGAGACAUUGAGAUCUCGUUUCCCUCUCUGAACGACGUCGACCCAGCUUCUGGGUGGCCGCUGCCUUUCCCCGCACUGAUACGAAUCGUGCAUCUGUACGGCAGAGUCACAGACUUGCUCAACAGCAUCAAAGAAAAGGUGCACAUUACGGACGACCUCCGAAAGCAGCUGGACACGCUCGAGUACCACCUAACCGAGAUCUACCAAAAUCUGUCGCCCCGGCUCCAUUUCAACGCCGUCAACUUCCAGCACUACGUCAAGAUCAACCAGGGGACCAAUUUCCUACUGCUGCACUGUUGGUUCCAUACGCUGAUUGUAUUGCUCCACCAGCCUACUCUACUGAAGACGUUUGAAGGCAGUAUUCAGCCUCUUUCAAGCAACAGUCGUGAGCUAUCAAUGUCUUCUGCGAAAACCGUUGCAGAUAUCUUGGCAUUCACCGACCUUAUCGAUGCGAAGACAGGGGUUGGGAAUCCUUUUACGAGCCAACCCAUCUACAUUGCUGCAUGUGCAUUUCUAAAAGAGACUGCUUUGCAUUCUGCAUCGUCCAAUCCCCAUUCCCGUCCGUCUACGCCAGGUUCCAUUCUCGACCAUGGACCAAUGGAAGCUGAGAGUACGUUUCUAGAUCACAUGAAAUUCCCCUUUGAGAAGCACCCAACUCCGCCCAACGGCGAACGGUCCAGUCACACGCAAGAUCACGAUCAAAAGCAAGCCGCCAAGCACACAUUGCUUGCUUCAGCCGCCAACCAGAAUUAUCAGCGCUGUUACCGAGCCUUACAGUCACUAGAAACGUAUUGGGCGGGGGUGAAAUAUAUCUUGACCGUGCUAGAUCAGAAAGCCAAAGGGGUUGGGGAUCCUUUGCUCUACACCAGAGAAGAGAUGGAGAGUGCCCUGGAGUUGCCCAAGCCCGAGCCUUCAUUUACGAGCCCUGGAUGGCGGCGGAAACUGAGUUGGGGGACGUACCUGACUGCACAGAAUUUUGGUGACGCCAUGAAUGCUGCCAAGGUGCCUGCAGCGCUCCGAAACAAAGGCUCUCACACGCCCACGAUACCAGGAUCACCCAUGGUGCAUCCAAGUCAAGCAAUCGGGUGGUCGCUCACAGGCACUAUGAAUUCGCCCUCGACUAGCGUUGCAGUCAUGUAUACCCCCGAUAACGGCCACACCCGUGAAAGUAAGCCUUCGAACUCAAACCAUGUAGUCGACGGUGCCCAGCCAUCUAUCGCCUCUAUUCUGUCGAAGCCUCCAACGAACGGCCCUCCGGCGAACCCGCGCAUCAAAUACGAAUCUUCCCAAACGAUGCCCUCGUCGUCCACCUUCCCUAUGCCAAGUUCCCAGCAGUUCAACCCCACAUCGAUGCCACCGCCGAGCAAUACAUUCCACAACGUCCACACUCCCGAUCCAGUCCUAGUUUCCGAUGCCGACCUUCUCCUGAAUUUGCACUCUCCCUUCUCCGCAGGCUCGCCAAAUACAUCUCGACUCCCCAACAUACCCUUUACGACCCACCGCGGCUCCACCUCAGUGCCUACAAACCAGCCCCCAAACGCAAACCAAGACUUCUCACCGGGAGCAUUUGGACAAUAUCCAACACCUUCGGACGGGACGAACUCUGGUGUCAAUUUCAUCGGAGACAUGAUGAUUGAGAGCCAGGAAAUUGAUAUGUCGGCGUUGGCAAGUGAGAUGAUGCCGUGGGAUCUGGAAUAUAUGCCACAUGAUAUACUGCCCUUCUAUGACAAUGGUGGAGGGUUCGUCGGAGACCCAGGAUCUGGACCUGGACAGUGAUGGUAGAUUUGCAUCA